Molecule: messenger RNA, 422 nt
Organism: Bactrocera tryoni
Lineage: Eukaryota; Metazoa; Arthropoda; Insecta; Diptera; Tephritidae
Product: piggyBac transposable element-derived protein 4-like
Exons: 2
Coding region: 67-393 (108 amino acids)
Source: RefSeq, a predicted model, not a curated record
CAUUCUGGUUACGUGCAUACGAAAGAUUUGUGGAAUACUAAAUCACAUCCAUUAUAUCGUGCUGCAAUGAGUGUACGACGAUUUUGGGAAAUUAGCCGCUUCAUUCGUUUUGAUAAUGGAAACACACGCCAGCAACGCAAACAAACUGACAAAGCAGCAGCAAUAUCCAACGUUUUUUUGAUGCUAAACAGCUGUCUUCGUAGAUAUUACGUGGCAGGAGCCAACGUCACCGUAGAUGAACAAUUGUAUGCUUAUCGUGGUGGAACUGGCUUCACGCAAUACAUACCAUCAAAACCUGCCAAAUAUGGGAUAAAAGUGUGGUGGGUGUGCGACUCCAUUUCGUCCUAUCCAUUGCAGGGACAAAUCUAUACAGGAAUGGCACGUGAAGGGUGAACGUGAAAGAAACGUUGGUGAAAGAAUAG